CCUAACAUUAAUACAUUUAGCAUCAAUUGACAAUUUUGACAUUCAUUACCUUUCAAUAACUCUCUAAGUAAUGAUGGUUUACUUUUAUAUUCAGCAAGUGUCUAUCCUAGAGUAUUACAGUAUGGGUUCUAGGCAAAAAUAAAAUUAAUAGUUCUAACAACCAACCAGUAACUUAAUUUUACUCUUCCUUUCUUUCUUAACUCAAUGGAAUGUUCAACAAGUUUGUCUCGACGUGGAACCUCAUCUUUAUGUUUGAUGUAAUGAAUAAUUUACAAUGUCAAAUCUCAUCAUUAAUUACCAAAUGAAUGAUAUUUAUUAUACACCACAAGUGCUAGAGCUACUUCAAAACCUUUGACGUCAUAGUCGUUCCCGUUCGUUGAAACCAAGACCGGUGACCGGGCAUAUAGCCACUCCGUAGAACUUAAUGUUAUAACGUGCAAGCAUGGGAGCGUGAAAAAUAAGGUCUUGCCUGACUUUACUUGACUAGCUUUGGCGGUAAGUGAAAUAAAUGUUGUAAAUGGAAAACUAAUAUCACAUAUAUUAUCACCAAUGUCCAUAUAUUAUCACCAAUGUCCAGAUGUUUGAUGUGAAACGAUAGUGUCGUCAAAGAAUUUAAAUUUGGUGUGAACUGUAAACUAGGCUAUGGCAAUGGACCAUGAAACAUUUGAUUUUAAUGAUGAUCCAAGAACACCUUGCAAAUAUGGAAGUAAUUGUUAUCAAACUAACAAGUUACACAAGGAGAAAUAUAAACACCCGCAAAGUAGGAUACAGGUCAGAGAUACGAGCCCUGAAAAGCCAGCUAAAAAACGAAAGCUUGACACAAGUGAUGUAUCAACCACUCUACCCAGUAAUAAAGAAAGGGAUAACCAUUCAGAGCCUCCGAAAAAAUCAAAAGAAAAGGAAUCUAUAGAGAUUAAUGAUACUUUAAAAUGUAUAUUGCUAAAAAAUAAAGUUCGAACUUUGGAAUCAAAAAAAGUUGAAUUGGAAACUAACAAUAAGGAGCUUAUUAAGCAAUUAUUUCUAUUUGAAAUGCCACCUGAUUUCUUCAGCUUCUGGGAAAUGUGUGAAACUAUGAACAAAAAUGAUCCAACAAAUGCAUUAAAAGCCAUAAAGCUGAAACUUGUUGGGCCAUUUGAUGUUUUGGCAGGGAAAGUGAGCGAAGUAUAUGAAGAGGAUUUGCCAGAUUUUCUAAAACACUGGAGGUACUACUACGAUCCUCCUGAGUUUCAGACGGUAAUCUGCAAUGAAAACUCGAGUUGCUACCAUAUGGGUUACUUUCGGGAUGAUCCAAAGGAGAUGCCAGUUUUUGUCGCCAGUAACGUCCUCAACCCGAAAGAUCCCGAAAAAAAUGGUGAACUGAAAAUUAGAGGUCAAAAUCUUUUUGCUGCAUUAAAUUCUUAUUUUGAAGAGUUAAAGACUGAUCCAUUUUCACGAAUGAAAAUACCACAGCUCCAAAAAACUGUGACAUCAUGGGCCAAAGAGAAAGGUUUCAGCUUAGAAAAAACAUCUAAAGCAAUGGAAGCUCGGAGUAAGAAGGUAGUGGCGUCAACUUUCCAUAAAGCCGGCAUUGUCGUCCCGGUGGACAAGAAGAACGAUGUGGGCUACAGAGAGUUGGCCGCUAGCAACAGCAUGAUCAAGAAGAUGUUGAAGGGUCUGGUGGAUAGCAAGAGUGAGGAGGAGAGGGCUAAAUAUUGGGAGCAACUGCAACCUGUGAUCACUUUUGCCAACAUUGCAAAUGAUGAGUGUGAUUUCGGCACCAGUCUAGAGCUAGGACAGGACCUGUUCACAUACGGUAGCCCUCUGCUCCACCGCAGUGCCAAGCAACUGCUCACCACAGCCUACACCCUGCUGGGCCGCAAUGAGUUUGCCACCAUUAUUGAGGUUCAUUUGGAUGACAGAAGAAAAGGAGGAAACUUAAGUAUCCUUUGAUGGUUUCAAUUUUAGGAUUAUGUAUUUUUGUUAUAUUAAAAAAUUAUCUGUUUUUGAUGACAGUCUA
Molecule: messenger RNA, 1996 nt
Organism: Homalodisca vitripennis (glassy-winged sharpshooter)
Lineage: Eukaryota; Metazoa; Arthropoda; Insecta; Hemiptera; Cicadellidae
Product: histone PARylation factor 1-like
Exons: 7
Coding region: 643-1929 (428 amino acids)
Biological process (GO): DNA damage response; regulation of protein ADP-ribosylation
Cellular component (GO): nucleus
Molecular function (GO): poly-ADP-D-ribose binding; histone binding
Source: RefSeq, a predicted model, not a curated record